This is a messenger RNA of Metopolophium dirhodum (rose-grain aphid), 435 nucleotides long. RefSeq lists its product as uncharacterized. NCBI's taxonomy places the organism in Eukaryota, Metazoa, Arthropoda, Insecta, Hemiptera, Aphididae. Bases 1 to 435 code for a protein of 144 amino acids. The transcript has 2 exons. The record is from RefSeq and is a predicted model, not a curated record.
AUGGUUAAAACAUCCAAUAGAAAAUAUGAUGAACUUAGUGUUGGAACUACAGUACGUCUGAGUAUUCCAGAUAUAGAUCGUGCUCGUGGAUCACCAAGAAAUGUAUUAGCGGUUGUAACAGAAGUUAAGGACGAUUUAUACAAGCUAUGCACUGAAAGUGGAUUUUUAAAACAUAUGUACACGAGAUCAGAAAUAAAUCCUUGCAAAGCAAAUUUAUUGGAUCUAAGUACUGUUUUAAAAUCGGCAGGUCAAUCAGAAAAACCGUUAUCACUUCGGGAGGCAGCUACUGUAAAUAGUAUUUCAGGGGCACAAGGAUAUACCCGAUGUCAAUGUAAGACAAAAUGCAAGACGAACAGGUGUGCUUGCAGAUCGGCAUCUAGAAUUUGUAAUUCUAAAUGUCAUGGAAGUUUGCCAUGUGAAAAUAAAAAUGAGUAA